Marchantia polymorpha subsp. ruderalis is the source of this 813-nucleotide messenger RNA. Lineage: Eukaryota; Viridiplantae; Streptophyta; Marchantiopsida; Marchantiales; Marchantiaceae. The record is from the annotation of a GenBank genome assembly.
AUGCAGAAAGUGUCUCUUGGUGUAAGCUACGUUGCUGUCAAUGAGGAUACUGCUACAGAGAAGAGUAUGUCUUCAAUGCGGUAUCAGUACACAGACGACGACUGUGGGUGGCUUGAAGUUGUGGAGAAGCUUCCGACAGCGUCAAGAGUUGUCAGUGUUCUCGCACCUUCCAUACAAAGAGCAAUUCAGGAAGAAACACCUAUUCAUGUGGUUACGGCUUACUUAGAGUUUCUUAAGAACCAUCUCUCAGGCACGUCACUAGCAUACACUAUCGCCACUCUGAUUGUGCGGAGAAAGAUGCUGGCUACUAGCCUGAUUUUGGGUUCAUCAUCGAAUUUUAUUUCUGCCAAAUUUGCGGGUGAAAGUGGACCAAUCAGUCGGUCAGCUACGGUGGAUAUUGUUUUGGGAACACUUUGCAAGGCUUUAGAAUCAGGGACUGUUACAGAUCUAACUUGGGACGAAUUGAGGUUCAUAAGAUCACCUAUUGUAACCCUUGUUACACCUCAAGUAGCUGCACACGCCAAGAAGCUUACUUCACAACAAGUGAAAGUUCAUCAGAUUGUCGUGGAUGCUGCACUGGAAGUUCUUUCUUUGCUGGGUCAACAUGAGACAGAAGAGAAGAGAAAGAGCGGGACUUUUCAGAAGCUUUUGACCGCCCUUUUCCCUGCUUGUGAUACCGGUGGGCAACCAUGGGGAUGGGAGGUUUCAAUCGGAUGGCUAGAAGACACUUUUGGGAAGCAGCCACUGCUUUCUGAAGCUCAGGCUGUAGGUCAUAAAUAUCAUCAUAAAUAUGUGUGGUUUCUAAAAUUGUAG